AUGGUUUUAGAGUACGUUAAAAGUUCUAAAAGAAAAGAUUUAUUAGUGUUUGUAGGAUAUCUAUUUGAAAAAGAUUAUACAAAAAAUGGUAAGACGUAUUGGAAAUGUACAAAAUACAAUACCGAUAAGUGUCUUGGACGAGCACACACUAAAGAUGAUGCAGUUGUACACCAUAAAGAUGAACACAAUCACAUACCAAAUGCAGCAGAAAUUGGUGCUAAGAAACUUAUACAAAAAGUAAAGGAAACGGCAACUAGUCAAAUUGAAGCUACACCGCAUCAAGUAAUUUCUCAAAUCCCAUCUUCAUCUCAAGCAAUAUGUGCUGCUUUACCAUCAGUGCCAGCUAUGAAAAAAAUUGUACAAAGAAUCAGACGUCGAGAAAAUGCUCCUCCAUCAAAUCCUUUAACUCUAGCAGAGUUGAUUCUUAUUGAACCAUAUACACAUACACUAAAUAAUGAUCCAUUCAUUCUUUAUGACAGUGGUGUGGGAAAUGAUAAUCGGAUUUUAUUAUUUUCCACGGACAAAAAUUUGAAAAUAUUAGCAUCCGAACAAUGUCACUGGUUUAUUGAUGGUACAUUUAAAUCAUCCCCGCACCUAUUUACUCAGCUUCUUACGAUACAUACUAUAAAAUUUAACACAGUUUUACCGUUGGUGUUUGCGCUUCUCCCAAAUAAAACAAAAGCUAGUUAUGAUCGAGUAGCAAGAGAACUCUUAAAUUUAAAUAAAAACCUACAACCAGCAACUAUUAUGACCGACUUUGAACCAGCAUUAUUUGGUGCAUUUUCUGAUAUUUUUACUAACACCAAAAUUAGAGGCUGUUUUUUUCACUUUGGGCAGUGUAUAUGGCGAAAAAUACAAACUAUGUCUGAUAUUCGUGAAAAAUAUAUUUCAGAUGCAGAUUUUGCUUUAAACAUAAAACAAUUAAUGGCAUUAGCUUUUAUUCCAGUACGUGAUGUCGAAGACACAUUUGACGAACUAAUGUCACAAAGUUUUUUUGUAGAACACGAAGAACUUUUGCGUCCACUAACUGAUUAUUUUGAAGAUACGUGGAUCGGUAGACCAACAAGACGAAGAAUCCGUCGGCCACCUACAUUUAGUCUAGAUUUGUGGAACCAAUAUGACGCGACACUUGAAGGAUUACCUAAAACAAACAACUCAGUCGAAGGUUGGCAUAAAGCUUUUUCUUCUUUGUUAGCUGCAACUCACCCAACUAUAUGGCGAUUAAUUGAUACCCUUAAAAAAGAACAAGGAUUAACUGAAAUAAAAAUUAACCAGUUGAUGGUUGGUCAAGAACCACCAGCUAAAAGAAAAAAAUACCGAGAAGUAGCUACACGGAUAGAAAACAUUGUAGCUACUUACAAUGAUUGCGAUAAAAAAGAAUAUUUAAUUGGAAUAGCACAUAAUUUAGAGAUGCAAAAAUAA
Melanaphis sacchari is the source of this 1422-nucleotide messenger RNA. RefSeq lists its product as uncharacterized. The record is from RefSeq and is a predicted model, not a curated record. The transcript has a single exon. Lineage: Eukaryota; Metazoa; Arthropoda; Insecta; Hemiptera; Aphididae. The coding region runs from base 1 to 1422 and encodes 473 amino acids.